Molecule: messenger RNA, 1920 nt
Organism: Chenopodium quinoa (quinoa)
Lineage: Eukaryota; Viridiplantae; Streptophyta; Magnoliopsida; Caryophyllales; Amaranthaceae
Product: CMP-sialic acid transporter 1-like
Exons: 9
Coding region: 492-1505 (337 amino acids)
Biological process (GO): pyrimidine nucleotide-sugar transmembrane transport
Cellular component (GO): Golgi membrane
Molecular function (GO): pyrimidine nucleotide-sugar transmembrane transporter activity
Source: RefSeq, a predicted model, not a curated record
UAAAUUAUUUUAAUUUUCCAAAAAAAAAAAUAAUUAUAAGUGAAGUAAUAAAAUUUCCUAAAUGGUGGUGUUGAUGAUUCACAAUCUCUCCCUUCCUUCACAUCACAGUUGCUUCACUUCUCACUUGCCAUUUUCCAGUUUCACACUCUCCAGGCUAACAUCACUCAUCACUCCACCCCUCAAUCGUACCAUUUUUGCAUUCGAACUUUACCCUUUUUCUUCGAUCUUCUUCGGAAUUGCGUCUUACAAUUCAACUGUUAAUUUUCUACUAAUUUUCCGAGUUUCAAUUUCUCUACUACACUAUGAUUUCUUCCCAAUGAAGAUCCGCGAAAUAUCAUCUUUUUUCCCCUAAUUUUAGAACCCUUAAUUUUCUUUUUCUUGUAGAAAUUGUUAGAAAGGGUGAAUAAAAAGGGAAGAUCUCAAUGCAGUGGUACUUCGUAGCUGCUCUUCUCACCAUCCUCACCAGUUCUCAGGAACACCAGUAACAACCUAUGAUGCUCCAUUCCAUCCAAAUAAGCGGGAACUUGCUAUUCAGCCUGGGUCACCACAUGGGCAUUUUAACUACUUUAUCACAGAGUGAUGGUGGUUACAAGUAUGAUUAUGCAACCGUUCCGUUUCUUGCUGAGGUGUUCAAGCUGGUGGUAUCCAGCAUACUUCUUUGGAGGGAGGUCCGUACUUCACCUUCUGUAAGGAUGACAACUGAUUGGAAAACUGUGCGACUGUUUCCAAUACCAUCAGUUAUAUAUCUGAUUCAUAACAAUGUUCAGUUUGCCACCCUCACAUAUGUGGAUACAUCCACUUACCAAAUCAUGGGCAAUCUCAAGAUUGUUACCACUGGGAUACUGUUUAGAUUAUUUUUAAAGAAAAAGUUGACAAACUUGCAAUGGAUGGCAAUAAUUCUGUUGGCUGUUGGCACAACCACAAGCCAGGUCAAAGGAUGUGGAGCGUCAUCAUGUGACUCACUUCUCUCAGCACCAAUCCAAGGGUAUAUGUUUGGGAUCUUGUCAGCUUGCCUGUCAGCAUUAGCUGGUGUUUAUACUGAGUUCCUCAUGAAGAAAAACAAUGACAACCUGUAUUGGCAGAAUGUACAAUUUUAUACAUUUGGCACUAUCUUUAACUUGGCACGCCUAGUUUUGGAUGAUUUCACAAGUGGUUUUGAAAAGGGGCCAUGGUGGCAACGCCUUUUUGAUGGAUAUAGUAUGGCAACCUGGCUCGUGGUUCUAAACUUAGGGUCUUCAGGGCUACUAGUUUCAUGGAUAAUGAAGUAUGCAGAUAACAUUGUGAAGGUAUAUGCAACCUCAAUGGCAAUGCUGCUGACAAUGCUCUUGUCUGUUUACCUGUUCGAAUUUAAGCCAACUUUACAGCUUUUCUUGGGUAUCAUUAUAUGCAUGAUGUCAUUGCACAUGUAUUUCGCUCCUCCAAAUGUGCUUGUGGAGUUGCCUGUCAUGGCAAAAUCAGAGCAUGCGAAUCUGAAAGAAGUUGCUAUAGAAAGGGUGAAUUCCUGACCUCAUUUGGCCAAAAGAAUAUGCCUUUCUGCAUCUUCACUUUGAAUCAUAGUUUGAGAAGAUAGUGAACGAUUCCUGAUUAUUUCGGUUUAUGCUCUCUGAGGUGCUGAUUUCCUGAUUAUUCUGGGAUUUGGUGGUGCUGCCUACUUAAGGGUUUCGCAGGAGAAAGGACUGGUUAAUAGUCUAGAUAGAAUUGGGUAGGAGUAGGAUUUUCACCACUGGUUGCAAGACCAAGGGAAUAUGUUGUUAGUCAUAUACGAAACUGAACAUGCCUUUGAAUUAUAUUUUGGAAAGCAAUUAUCCUUGUGAAUUGUAAGUAAAAUUUUUGAAUUAUUUUGUAAUCUUGCUUAGUUAUUAUUGAAUAUUAUGUAACCGUUAAAAGCUUAAAUCAUCUAUAAGUAUAAUACUUGUAUUA